CCCCGGCCUGCAUUAAUAUUGUUUUAUCUAUUGUGAUUCAAUUGAAUGUACUAUAGACAUCAAGUAUUUCAGAAUGCAGAACCAACGAGUUUAAGUGUCGCUAUUGAUGAAUCUGCACAGUACUACCUAAAUAUGUUGCCACCAUCACCGAUUCCGACUCCUGGUAGUGAAACUGGAAUGGAUGAAACGUAUGUCAUUGAUGGGACGCAUAUUUCCGCCGAAGACUACGCUAAACUUGUUCAGGCACCAACUAUGCGGAAACGAGUUAAUCGAGAUGUAAAUGUUCUAUGGAAACCUGAGGAGCUUGCCACGUUGUACAUGAAACCAGAUGUAAAGAAUCCUUUGAAAAUCGUGGUAACACCAGAAGAAAAAAAGAAAGUCAAAGAUUUGUCUCUAUACAUUCAAAAAAAGUGGGAGUUAAACAUCGCCAAAAACGGUAAUGACGACAUCGAUCGGUUUUUGGACAAGUGGAUGGGUGAAUAUUUCAAAGAGUGUCGCCGUCAAGCUAAAAACAAUAAAUAA
Molecule: messenger RNA, 522 nt
Organism: Microplitis mediator
Lineage: Eukaryota; Metazoa; Arthropoda; Insecta; Hymenoptera; Braconidae
Exons: 3
Coding region: 46-522 (158 amino acids)
Source: RefSeq, a predicted model, not a curated record